GGGAAAGUUGGUUCACUCUAGCACUGCCACCGAAGAGGAAAGAUGUCAAAGGGACAUCUCCUCUGGCCACUGCUGCUCCUCUUGAUAGUAACCACCCAAGGGAAGCCAGUCACCACCUCAGUUCCCGUGGUUUGUCGGAAGGUCUCCUGGUCCACAACGGAAGGAGGCUCUGUGUGCAUCCCUCUUCACACUGUUGAGACGUCCUUCCACGUGUAUCGCCUCGAUGGCUCCGCCUCCCGCUGGGAGGAGAUCCUGGUCUCCCUCAAUGGGAUCUCACAGCCUCCCCGCAUCCCCUUGGCUGAGAAGAUCUCCGUGUCCAGCAGAGGCUUCGAAGUGCAGCACAUGAGCAGAGGAGCAGAAGGCAGCUACCAGGUGAUCUCCACGAUCACUGGGGAGUGCGUGGCUCACAUAGACCUGGGAGUUCUGGAGCCGACCCCAUCUCCGCCUGUCCUGGGAACCCCGCCUCAGGGAGAGGGAGACCUCAGCGAGAAUGAGAAGGGAGGGCCUUUGAGCGACGCUGCCAGGAUUGCGCUGGUGGUGGCUGGAGUGUUGACACUGCAAUUCCUUCUCUUGCUGCUGGCUGUGUAUAUGACGCUCUCUCUGUGUGUAAAAAUAAGGGAGCCGCCCAAUGGAGCUGAGGGAAACUGAACCCCUGAGUGGCUACGGAUCAGAAGACCGAGUCAACAACCCCUUUGCCAAGCUAUCCUGUGACAAAGUAUACAUAGGACAGAGGAAGGCCAUUUUGGGGGGGGUCAUAUGACUCAUAAAACCUCUACGGUGGUGGAAUCUCCACCCUUAGAAGUUUUUAAGGCCCAGCUUGACAAAGUCCUAGCUGGGAUGGUUUAGUUGGGGUUGGUCCUGCUUUGAGCAGGGGGCUGGACUAGAUGACCUUCUGAGGUCCCUUCCAACCCUAAUCGUCUAUGAUUCCUUCCAGGGAUUAAGCUGCAAAGAUAUGGGAGAAAAGAGAUCCGCCCUAGAGGAAUGGAUCCUAGGAUGUAGUGCUCUGGGAGAGAACCCAGGCUGCUGACUGUGCCUAGAAUCAAAGCCUAGAAAUGAGGGGGGGGGGGGGGCCCAAGGCUGCCCUUGUCCAUCAGGCAGAAAGAAUCCUGGGAAAUGUAGUCCCAAAGGCAUGCUGGGAUUUAAAGGCCUCUACAACGGGGCAUGCUGGGAACCAGAGGCAGCAUAUAAAGAGCCACCUCCUUCAUAACGAGGGUGGCUGUGGAUGUAAGUAGCUGUGGUUGUUCAAUGGGCAUUUAAAAUCCGUGAGCUGCUUUGAAAAUUUCAGCCUUCCCACUGCUGGGUGUUGAGUUAACUGCCUGUAUGUGGGCAUUUGAUGCUGUUAAAUGUUUAUUGUUAUUUGACUGCAAGUCUAAUUGUUAGGGCACCCAUGGCUUUUUCUAUUUGUUUUUUAUACUUUAAUUUAUAUCCAAAUAAAUAUUCCUUUACAACAACACAGGCUCCU
This is a messenger RNA of Dermochelys coriacea (leatherback sea turtle), 1462 nucleotides long. RefSeq lists its product as uncharacterized. The transcript is spliced from 4 exons. Bases 43 to 648 code for a protein of 201 amino acids. NCBI's taxonomy places the organism in Eukaryota, Metazoa, Chordata, Testudines, Dermochelyidae. The record is from RefSeq and is a predicted model, not a curated record.